UUUCUUCACUUUCAAGCCUGCCUUUUCCUGAACAGCGGGAAAGCAGUUCGAUGUGGGAUUAUGCAUGGGGUUUAGUGGAAAACGGGAACAAAAUUUGGUGCAAGACAUGGAGUGUGAAAUUUAUAGUGACCUGUUUAUAGAAUGCGUAACCGUUUUAUAAAAGUGCUAGUGAUAUCGCGUACUAUUUGAAUAAUUUCAUCAAAUUAGCAGGAACACAGGAGCGCAGUUUUACCUGCUUGAGUAAAGGGCCUGUGAGAAUUCACUAUGCGGAGUGAAAAACGUAGCUCUGAAAUAUUACGCUUUUGAAUGGGUCCACGCGACUCUGAUCUGAAGUUGCCUGGAUGGGAUGCACAGUGAGUUUCAUCUGUUGUGAAGACGACCUCCUACAGGAUUCUCCUGACCAACAUGACAAAAAUAAAGAGAACAAGAAACUGUUGAAAAAGCCUGAGGAGUUUGAGGGGAUCCAUUCACACACCUUUCGGGUGAAGACGUUCAAGAAGAGCAAGCACUGUGGCGUGUGCAAACAGACCGUCAGCCAGGAGGGGCUAAUUUGCAAAGUGUGCCGGCUGACUUGCCACAAGACAUGUGAAGUGAAGGCACCUGAUAACGACAUCCCCCUGAAGCAUGUAGAGACCUUGGGCUCCACAAAGUCCUCCAAGAGUAUGGAGUCUCCACGCAUACCAUCAAGGAGUGUGAGUCUGCUACAGGCCCUGGAAGAGAACUAUGAGUUGGACCUGGUCUACAUCACUGAGAGGAUCAUCUCAGUCUCCUUCUCCAGCUCUGUGGAUGAGAACAGCUACUCUGCAAACCUCCGCGAGGUGGCUUCCAUGCUGCGCUCCAAACACCAAGACAACUACCUGCUCUUCAACCUCAGCGAGAAACGCUGUGACAUCAACCAGCUCAACCCAAAAGUGUUGGACUUUGGCUGGCCGGACCACCACGCGCCUGCCCUGGAUAAGAUCUGCACUAUCUGUAAGGCUAUGGACAGUUGGCUGAGUGCAGACAGUCACAAUGUAGUAGUGAUACACAACAAGGGGAACCGAGGGCGAACAGGAGUGGUGGUGGCAGCAUACAUGCAUUACAGCAACAUAUCAGCCAGUGCUGACCAGGCCCUGGACAGGUUCGCCAUGAAGAGGUUCUAUGAAGACAAAGUACUUCCUGUGGGUCAGCCGUCUCAGAAGAGGUAUGUACAGUACUUUAGCGGCCUUCUUUCUGGGCAUAUUAAGAUCAACAACAAACCCCUGUUCCUUCACCACGUCAUCAUGCACGGCAUCCCCAACUUUGAGUCCAAAGGAGGUUGUCGCCCUUUCCUCAAGAUCUAUCAGGCCAUGCAGCCAGUCUACACAUCUGGGAUCUAUAGUGUCCAGGGAGACAGCCAGACCAGUGUCUGCAUCACCAUUGAGCCAGGCCUGCUGCUGAAGGGGGACAUUCUGCUGAAGUGUUACCACAAGCGCUUCCGAAGCCCACAGCGGGAUGUGAUAUUCCGGGUGCAGUUCCAUACAUGCGCUGUGCACGACUUGGGAAUCGUCUUUGGGAAGGAUGAGCUCGACGAGACCUUCAAAGAUGACAGAUUCCCAGAUUUUGGAAAGGUGGAGUUUGUUUUUUCCUUUGGUCCAGAAAAAAUCAAUGGGAUGGACCACUUGGAGAAUGGGCCCACUGUCUCAGUGGACUACAAUACCCAAGAUGCUCUAAUCCGCUGGGACUCCUAUGAGAACCUCGACCAGCAUUGUGAGGAGACUAUGGAUGACGUCAUACACACACAGGGCCCUCUGGACGGCAGCCCCUAUGCUAAAGUCCGCAAGAAGGAGUCCAUCGAGGAUGCGGUCACUGCCAACGACCUCCUGCCCACCGCCACCGAACACGUCCUACCCACGGUUGACCACGCCCUGUCGGUGAGCAGCGACUCAGGCAACUCCACCACCUCCAUCAAGACUGACCGCACUGAUGAGCCAGCCCCAGCAGCAGCAACCCCACCUGUGAGCCAGCCGCCAGCGGCCCAGGAAGAGGCCCCAGUCUCAGGCACGGUCCCGGCCGUCCAGCACAUCAGUCCCCAGGAGAAGCAGGAGCUGGAGCAGCUGCUCAGUGGCCUGGAGGGCCCCAUGCAUUGCCAGGGCAACAUGUCCUCUCAGUCGGGCGGAGGGAUAGGGAUAGGACUAGGGGGAGGGGGAAUACUACACCUGGUGCCCGCCCAAGUUCAUGUGAAUGGCCACAACAGCAGCAUGGACAGAGAAACAGAUAUUCUGGAUGAUGAGGUGGAACUGCCCACCAGCCAGGAAGGUAACAGCAUGGAUAGCUUGGGCACUCUGUCAUCCCUGGAAGGGAGAGCCACGCCAGCAGACCUCUACUACCAGGCUGAGACGGUUAUCAACGGGCAUGACAAGGUUCCCUAUCUAGAGAGGAGCAUCCCAGACAGGCCCCCGGAAAACAUUGUCAUCAAUGUCGCAAUAGGCUCACAUGAUGUGGCUGACCAGGUUCCCGUCACCUUAGUGCGAAGCCUCUGCUCAGCUCAGGAUGGGACAGGUGAGUCAGUUCCCCCGGCAAGCGAUUACAUUAUCAGCCAGAAUGGAAACCUGUAUUGCUCACAGUCAUUCGGUGCAGACCAGAAUCCCCUCCCUCGAGCGCCAGCACGCAACACCAGCAGUCGUAACGCCGUCCAACGUGGGCUCAAUGUGUGGCAGCAAUAUGGCGUCCCAGAAGAGCCGGUGAUGGACGGGGUGUAUUUUGGCUCUCCUCCACCCUCCAUGCCUCUACAGAGCCACCACAGCAUGCCCCACUUCCCCCAUCAGCAGACUGCCUCACAGCAGGAGAUUGAGCAGUCCAUUGAGGCGCUCAACCUGCUGAUGCUGGACCUGGACCCCGGCCGCCUGUUGGGGCAAGUGCCGAAGCCCCAGAGUGCCCCGGGAGAUAACAAGGAGGUGGUGACCACACAACCAUCCUUUUCCCAGUCCCUGGCCAGGCCCUCCUACCAGGCUGACUCAGCUAUCUCAGGAAGCCCUGCACCCAGCCUAGCUCAGGUCAUGCUGAGGUCCUCCCCUUUCCCGCCGUCCACGUCUCCAGAGCCCUCUGCCAUCCAGAGACCAACAGUCAUCUACCACCCUGGUCCCUCUGUAGCCCCCAUCCCUGGCUUCCCCACUGAACCUUCCAGCCAAGGAGCAGCCAGAACCAGCUCUCCCACCCAGGUCCCCAGUAGCGUGGGCCAGCUGCAGCUGAAACCCAUCAACGUGUACCCCCCCAGCAUCGUGUACCCGUCCCUGUCCUCGGAGCUCCGGGAGCCCCAACAGAGCCCCAGUGCCACGUUCUCAUCACUCAAUCCCAGAGAUGCAGAGCCUGAUGAAGUGUUCAACGUGGAGGGCCUAGUAGCCCAGCGUGUGUCCGAGUACUCGGCCCGAAUGCAACGCCGACUCACGUCUCCUCAGUCUGAGCACCGUCACUCCCUCUCCCUCUCUGGUGUCCAGUCUUGUGGGACGUCAUUGGACGAGGCAUCGGCCCCGCCCCAUCACCGCACCACUAGUGAGAGACAAUGCAUCAACGGCCACGACGAAAGUUCUUCCUACCAACCCCCGGUCCGCUCCCCUAUUCGUUGCGUCUCACCGGAGUUCGUCAACACCAUAGCGCUGAAUCCCGGGGGGCGUCCCAAGGAGAGACACAUCCACAGCUACAGAGAGGCCUUUGAGGAGUUGGAUGGAGGCCAAAUCAGCCCCACGCCCACUGUUGGUGGUGAGGUGUUCCCCCAUACCCCUGCCUUCCCCGUCUCGCCGCAAACCCCUUACUUCAACCUGUGCCAAGCUCGUUCCCCUCCAGGUCUGAUGAAGACCCCUCUCUCUGCCUUGGGCCUCAAACCCCACAACCCAGCUGAGAUCCACCUCAACCAGAGUGGAUCAGAGCCGUUGAGCUACGUGGAGUCAGUGGCCAGAUCCGCUGUGGCCGGCGGGGGACCAGCAGGACCCCCCGUGACCCUCACCCCCCCAGGAUGGACCUUGGAUAGGCAGACGACCCCUGACCCCUCCCCAACCCUCAACCCCCUAUUGUCUAGCUGCAGCCCCAUCCACAGAUCAGAGGGAGAACACCCGUUGGCUGACAGCAGUGCGAUCAUCCCUUCGCAAGCGUCCAUUGACUCCAGCUUACGCUCCUUUCCUUCCGAGGGCACGUAUCCCAUCCACUCCCCCACCCCUAUCCCCAUUGCCACUCCCACCCCAUACCUCCAGGCCCUGGGCUCCCCAUCUCCCUUCCUUCAAGCCCUGGGAACCCCCACCUCCUCCUACCUGAGCUCCACCUACCCCACCCUGUCUUACCUGUGUUCCCCCACCACCACACCCUCCUGGGAACUGGGUCACAGUGGCCUUAUGGGGAGCUGUGUCUCCCCGGACCCCAGCCCCCCCCCGCUCCAGCCAGAGGCAUCUUCCCGAGAAAGCCUUGUGGCCAUCCUCCCCUCGUUAAGAUCAAGAAGUCUCCACACACUGCAUCGUGACCCCAACACCUCAUCUAGCAUCCCCUCCCUCCAACAUCGGCAACAGCCCACCAAUCAGUGCAGCCCUGUCAUGGGCCACCAGCCCUCUCCGGCCAAUGGCUUUGUGGAGUUUGGGAUCACUGGGAUGGUAAUGACAGGAAGUCCCGUGUUGGGCCGCCACCACUAUAACCCAUGUGUGUCCCAGGGGACACAGUCUAGCCCAGUGCUGAGCCAACAACCGUCCCUGAUGCAGGCCUCCCAGGACAGCCCCAUGCUCAGUUGCCAGCCCUCCCUCACCUACAGCCAACCCAUCCAGUCCAGUAUCCAGAGUAGUCCGGUGCUGAGCCGACAUCCAUCCCUCACCUACAGCCAACCCAUCCAGUCCAGUAUCCAGAGUAGUCCGGUUCUGGGCCGACAUCCAUCCCUCACCUACAGCCAACCCAACCAGUCCAGUAUCCAGAGUAGUCCGGUUCUGGGCCUACAUCCAUCCCUCACCUACAGCCAACCCAUCCAGUCCAGUAUCCAGAGUAGUCCUGUGCUGAGCCGACAUCCAUCCCUCAUUCACCAGCAGGGCAAUGGUAGUAGUCCGGUGCUGGGCCGACACCCGUCCCUCGGCCAGAUGUCACAAUGCAGUCCAAGUCUGGACCGACACCCAAUGCUGCAUAGUAGCGGCUACACCACCCCGGACGAAAGGCAGGGCACCCUGUCCCGUCAGAGCUGCUCCUCUGGGUACAACCCGCCCUCCACGCCCUCCUUCCCCGUCUCCCACGUGGGCUAUCUGGACGAGGGGAUGAUGAUGGGGGUACGGCAGGGCAGUCCGGCCCCACAGGCUCAGCCCCAGCUACCGGAGAAGAGGCGAAUGUCCAUUGGGGAGAGGCCCAACGGGGGGCUCUCGUACGGGACACUGAAUGGGAAAGUGUCCUCCCCCAUGUCGAGUGGAGGCAGCACGCUCAGCACUAGCUACUUUCAUACACUGCCAGACUUCUCCAAGCUUAACAUGACUGACGGGAGUCCAGAGACCAGGCUGAAUGUAAAGUUUGUUCAGGAUACGUCCAAGUUCUGGUACAAGCCUGAUAUCUCCCGUGAACAAGCCAUCGGCCUGCUGAGAGAGAAGGAGCCAGGGGCCUUUGUCAUCCGGGACAGUCACUCCUUCCGAGGGGCCUAUGGCCUGGCCAUGAAGGUGGCCUCUCCUCCUCCUCCUACUGCUCAGCAGUCCAAGAAAGCUGGUGACAUCACUAACGAGUUGGUGAGGCACUUCCUGAUUGAGACGAGUCCUAAGGGAGUGAAACUGAAAGGAUGUCCCAACGAACCUUACUUUGGUUGUCUGUCAGCUCUUGUGUACCAGCACGCCAUGACUCCACAGGCCCUGCCCUGUAAACUGGUCGUCCCUACCAGAGAUCUCCACCAGGAUGUCCCAGAUAUCGCCACGCCAACCAACCAGGCUGAAUACCUCCUGAAACAUGGAGCAGCAUGCAAUGUGCUGUACAUCAACUCGGUGGACAUGGAGUCUCUGACAGGACCUCAGGCCAUCGCCAAGGCGAUCUCGGAGUCGAUGGCCGCCGCGUCCCCGCCCACCGCCACCGUUGUGCACUUCAAGGUGUCGCCCCAAGGCAUCACCCUGACGGAUAACCAGAGGAAGCGUUUCUUCCGGCGCCACUACCCUAUCAACACUGUCACGUUUUGUGAUGUCGACCCUCAGGAGAGAAAGUGGAAUAAACCUGAUGGGGGCACAGCCAAGUUUUUUGGGUUUGUGGCUCGGAAGCAAGGAAGCACAACUGACAACGUCAGUCACCUCUUUGCCGAGAUGGACCCCGAUCAGCCCGCCAGCGCCAUCGUCAACUUUGUCUCCAAGGUGAUGAGCGGCUCGCAGAAACGAUGAGCUGACCUUUUGGCGACCCUUGGCUGUUAGUUUUUUGGGGUUGUUGUUAUUUUGAACUACGGAGGGAAUAUAUUUCCUUUUUUUUAGUUUGUAUUCUAAGUUUAAUCUUAGGUUUCACCUCUUUCCUUCUGAUCUCGUCUUUUACCUGUGUGUGUGUGUGUGUGUGUGUGUGUGUGUGUGUGUGUGUGUGUGUGUGUGUGUGUGUGUCUGUAUUUCUUCUUGGAAGGACUCCUUCGUGGCGCGAAGUAGGGGGGAUAGAGGAAGUGCAGUUUGUGGGGUGUGGCUGUGUAAGCUGUUGAAUGUUGGCUAUGGGAGGCCAUUGUGAUCUCUCUAGCAGGGCAGCACAAGAACAGGAAGAGGAAAUCAUGUCAGUGAUGAUGUCAGUGAGUGUGAUGCUUGAAAAAGAGAAGAAGUAGUAAAGUUGUGUGAUGUAAAGAAGGGUGUGAAGCUGUCGGGUUUUGGACUGUUCAACCAAAGAUUUUUAAAAAGCAGCAAUGUCACUGAAGGUAUGUUUGAGAGAAUAUUUGGUUAAAAAAAAAAAAUGUCUUCUUUAUCAAAACAUUUACAUUUUAUGUUCUUUCCAUAUACAAGUAAAUACUGUAUUUAUUUUAUUCCUAAAAAGUUUGCAUCUUUGCUUUCUUCGCAAACCGUAUUCAAGUACGUUUUUGCAUGCUGGCGAGUUUAAUCAUUGUAAAUAUCACAGAGUGUUCUCUUGGUAGGGCGUGGGUGACUAAAAAUGUUGUUGGAAUUCUUUUAGAGCUUACUGUAGAGAAAGAAAAUAAAGAAAAAAGCACAGUUGUUCUCUUCAGAACAACAGAAAACAUCUGACUUCAGAACAUCUGUAUUGGUCUCCUCCGACUUCCACUGUUCUCUUCAGAACCACAGCACACAUCUGACUUCCACUGUUUUCUUCAGAACAACAGAACACAUCUGACUUCCACUGUUUUCUUCAGAACAACAGAACACAUCUGACUUCCACUGUUUUCUUCAGAACAACAGAACACAUCUGACUUCCACUGUUUUCUUCAGAACAACAGAACACAUCUGACUUCCACUGUUCUCUUCAGAACAUCUGUAUUGGUCUCUUCCAACUUCCACUGUUCUCUUCAGAACAACAUAACACAUCAGCUGUUCUCUUCAGAACAACAGAACACAUCUGUAUUGGUCUCCUCUGACUUCCACCAUUCUUUUCCCCUCUUCUUUUGAAUGGUUGAAGGAUGGAGGAUAGAUAGAAGCUUGUCCAGUUUGGUCCAACUAUUCACCUACACAGGGAUAUUAGAGCCCUGUAAUGACGCUGGGAGCUGGCGUCUGCUGUUACCCUUCUAGACCAGCCUGCAAUGCACCCCUCUAUGGAUACAUUUGGUUUUGGCUGAUUGGUUCCCCUUUGUGUGUCUACCAUUGCCUAUCAUAAGUGCCACUCCUCUCCGCUGUGCAUGUAUAAGCAUCAUGGAAGGUCAGAGUUCACUGCUGAUUUUUGAAGAGCGGACGGGCAUCGAGAGUCCAGGUUGCUACGACUAAAGCAUCUCUCUCUUCUCCUUCGGAACAUUAAAAUGAUUCUACCCCUGCAACCGUCCCAGUAAAGAUUGAGAGAGUCCACUAUCUUUACAGAUCAGCCUAUCAAACGUGUAACACCCACAUCAUACCCACAAGUAAGCUAUAUACAUAUACAUAUAUAGAUAUAUAUAUAUAUAUAAAAAACAUGUUUAUUUUUUUGCUCUGUCACUCUUAUAUAAUAAAUUGACAUAUAUAGUCCAACCAUAAAGAUUACUGAGUGUCGAAAAAAUAUUAUUCUGUACUUUGGCUAAGAUUUAUAAAUCAUGAGACUGAACUACAUCAAAAUAAAUGGUGUGAAGUGUAUGUAUUUUAAAGCUUUGCUUUAAAACAAUUCACUGCAUUACUUUGUUUAUGUUAUGAGUCUUUGUAUAAAGCAUCCUUUGGUAUGGGGGAGAAAGAGCGUCUAGCAAAGUUCUUUGUUGCAAAAUUGUGCCAACAUUUAAAAAAACAUGUCAAAAUAAACCUGCCUAAAAUGGAAUGGCCAGAGUUAAGCACUUACACGUCAUAUGAAAUAUCAAUGCACCUAUGUGUAGCUGUGUGUUCACCGCAUGUUUGGAGGCCAGAUAUUCUUUCCGUGACUACUUCCUCUAUCUAACAUCGCAGGUUUAGUGAAGCACCACCGUAUUAAAAUCUUAAGCAAUUAUUCACGUUGUUAUGUAGGGCCUACUGCCCUCAUGUGGUGAACCAACGUUUGACCACCCAUUGUGUUUUUACUCCGGCGUUUUAACUGUGAUUUCAAUAAUGACCUUCAAUGGACCAGCGAAACUCAAAUGGCUGAGUAUAUUAUUUUCAGAAUAUGGAAGACAAGUAUUAUGUCACUUUUUUGGACCAUUAUGAUUUUGUGAAUGUCCUCCUUCUUCCUCUCCUCCACCACCAACACCCCCUCCUCCUUCUCCACCUCCUCUUCCUCCUCCUCCUCCUCCACCUCCACCACCAACACCUUCUACUCCUCCUUCUUCUUCUCCUUCUCCUCCUCCUUCUUCUCCUCUUAAUAACUCAAUUGGAUUCUUUUUGGAGCAGAUUAGUCGAUGGUCAAAUCUACUCCAGUGAAAAAAGAGCAAGCAUUUACAUAUGGCAUUCUGUCAUGUCAAAAUACACACUAAAUAUGUGCUUGUCCACUUCUGUUACGGCUUAAUGUUUUGUCUUUAAGCUCCACUGGGUCUUCUUCCAUGGCUUCUGUACUCGUUCCAACCGUUCAUUCCUCUUCAAUGAGAAUCCCUCCAUUUUAAAUGAAUUGUAUUUAUUAUUUUGAUGAGUCUCCACUACUGUAAAACUAUAUGUGUCGAAAAGCAUGGUUGAUUCUGCAUUUUUCUAUGAGAAACGUGUGAGAAAUGCUUGUCGGGUCAAUCCCCCUCUACCACAAAUUGAAUGUCAGUCUCACGUUAUUUAGCGUGUAAGAAGUCUCUUCUGAUGUACAUGUGGCCACUUUGAGGAAAUAGCCUUAGAAUGUGUGCAUGAAUGUGCUGCGAUGCCUGUACAGAAGUGUAUGUAUUUUCAUUUGCUUACUGUAUGGCUUUUGUUUCUGAGAAGAAAAAAAACAUAUUAAAAGUAAAUUGUGUUUUCUGUU
This is a messenger RNA of Oncorhynchus kisutch (coho salmon), 9447 nucleotides long. Its product is annotated as tensin-1. Gene Ontology annotation, biological process: fibroblast migration. The record is from RefSeq and is a predicted model, not a curated record. The transcript has 31 exons. NCBI's taxonomy places the organism in Eukaryota, Metazoa, Chordata, Actinopteri, Salmoniformes, Salmonidae. Gene Ontology annotation, molecular function: protein binding. Gene Ontology annotation, cellular component: focal adhesion. The coding region runs from base 342 to 6326 and encodes 1994 amino acids.